Molecule: messenger RNA, 720 nt
Organism: Debaryomyces fabryi
Lineage: Eukaryota; Fungi; Ascomycota; Pichiomycetes; Serinales; Debaryomycetaceae
Gene: MGE1
Product: Mge1p
Exons: 1
Coding region: 1-720 (239 amino acids)
Biological process (GO): protein folding; protein import into mitochondrial matrix
Cellular component (GO): PAM complex, Tim23 associated import motor
Molecular function (GO): protein-folding chaperone binding; adenyl-nucleotide exchange factor activity; protein homodimerization activity
Source: RefSeq, a predicted model, not a curated record
AUGCAAAGGGCUUUAUUGAGUUCAUUAAGAAGAUCAGCAGCUGUUCGUUCGGGUGCUAGCUCGAUGAGGGUUGUGAGACCUAGUGUAAUCGCACCAAGGAUGGGCAUGAUCCGUUUUGCCUCUACCGAAGCAUCCAAGGAAGAAGGAAAGGAAGAGAACGCUGGAGCACAAGAAUCUAAGGCUCAAGAUACAGAAACAUCAGCGGAAGGAGCCAAGGCUGAAGUCAGUGAGAUUGACGAAUUGAAGGCCAAAUUGACAAAGAAAGACAAAGAAUUGGCCGACAUGAAAAAUCACUAUGCUAGGGCUAUUGCUGAUUUCCGUAACUUACAAGAAUCCACCAAACAAGAAAAGCAAAAGGCAAGAGAUUUUGCUUUACAGAAGUUCGCCAAGGACUUGUUAGAGUCUGUCGACAACUUUGACUUAGCUUUGAAUGCUGUCAAGGAAGACACCUUGAAGACCAAUGCUGAGGUUAAAAACUUGUACGACGGUGUUGACAUGACAAGAAAUGUUUUUGAAAAGACCUUGGCAAGACAUGGAAUUGAAAAGGUUGACCCAAUUGGUCAGCAAUUUGACCCUAAUCAACACGAAGCUACCUUUGAAAUUGCACAACCAGACAAAGAGCCAGGUACCGUUUUCCACGUUCAGCAAAAUGGUUACACUUUAAACUCAAGAGUGUUGAGACCAGCCAAGGUCGGUGUUGUCAAGGACACUGAAAACUAA